AUGCCGACGGACGCAAGGUCGCUACUUCGAGCCGCCGCCAACGAGCGAGCGAAGGCAAGUGCAACCGGCAUCUCGGACCCCUUUGCCUCCUAUUCCUCGACAGGAGGCCUUCGAUGCUCCGCCUGCAAGUAUCUCACCAUCAAACACGAGAGCCUUUGGGGUGCCCACGUGCUGAGCAAAAGUCAUCGCAGCAACGUCGCUCGGAUCAGAGAAGAAGAGUUAAGCCAAGCCGAGCUGCAGCGUACCAAGGACGGCAAGCGCAAGGCACAAGACGCACCCGCGCAAGACGACCACCGCGAGGCUUUGGCCGCAUCCACAACAAACGCCGAUGAUCGAAAUGCAGAUGCAGCGUCAGGUAGCAAGAAGGCACGCGUCGAUACAGAUCAAGAGAACGAUAUUGCUCCGUCUGUUGAUCCAGAAUGGGAGCUCUUCAAGGCGCAAUUGGAGUCAGCAGAGCCUGGUCAAGGACCAGCGGCAGAAACCAACUCUGCGGGAGCUGCUCUCGAGGCUGAGGCGCAGUUGAUAUCGAAUGACGACGCCGGGCGGAAUGACGGCACUGUUGGCAAUGAUGCUGAAGAAUUGACUAUCGAGGAGGUGCAAGCACAAGAGAGGGCACGCAAGGAGCAAGAGGAGAGGGAAGAGAUCCUCUCACGUCUGGAAGAGGAGCAACGGCAGCAAGACGAGGCGGAUCAGAGGGUCAGCGCCUUGAAGCAACGACUACAGCGCAUCAAGCAAGCUCGUCUCGACAAGCAGAAAGCCAACAAAUAA
Kalmanozyma brasiliensis GHG001 is the source of this 768-nucleotide messenger RNA. RefSeq lists its product as uncharacterized. Gene Ontology annotation, molecular function: zinc ion binding; nucleic acid binding. The transcript has a single exon. Lineage: Eukaryota; Fungi; Basidiomycota; Ustilaginomycetes; Ustilaginales. The coding region runs from base 1 to 768 and encodes 255 amino acids. Gene Ontology annotation, biological process: nuclear DNA replication; mitotic DNA damage checkpoint signaling; mitotic DNA replication checkpoint signaling. The record is from RefSeq and is a predicted model, not a curated record. Gene Ontology annotation, cellular component: nucleus; spliceosomal complex.